CGUACGCGGGAUUUUAAAAAGCUCAUGGAUAUUCUAGGGCUUUAAGGAAUUUCCCCUUGUUUCUUCCAGCUAUGGGGGACGAAGAGCAAGGGCGGGAGAGAGGGGGAAUGUGGAGUCUUGAUCAGAUUGAUCAGCCGCUUGGCGACGAUGCGGCGCGAAUCCAGAGCAUGCAAGCGCCGGCAAAGAGGGUUUCCACCGCCGCGACGCUGCGCCUGGCGUUCCUCAGCCUUGGUGUGGUCUAUGGCGACAUCGGGACAUCGCCGCUCUACGUCUUCUCCAAUAUCUUCCCGGAUGGGAUCCAGCACCGCGAGGACGUGCUGGGAGCGCUGUCGCUGAUCGUCUACACCAUCACUCUGAUUGCUCUGGUCAAGUACGUUUUUAUCGCGCUACGAUCGGGAGACAAUGGAGAAGGCGGGACUUUUGCCCUGUAUUCUUUGAUAUGCAGGCAUGUCAAAGUUAACACUAUCUCCAACCAGCAUCCCACUGAUCGGGAGCUUACCACGUACAGUUUCCGGGCAGUGCCCGAGAAGUCUCAUGCUCACAAAGUAAAGGUGGCUUUGGAGAAAAGCCAAACCUUGCAAAAGAUCCUGCUUGUGCUAGUCCUACUCGGCACAAGCAUGGUUAUCGGUGAUGGAAUGCUAUCUCCUGCUAUAUCAGUGCUUUCGUCUGUGAGAGGACUCCGAGUUGCUCAUUUGUCCGUCUCUGAUGAUGCUAUCUUGGUUCUGGCAUUGGUGAUUUUAGUUGGGCUCUUUUGCAUGCAACGCAUUGGAACUGCCAGAGUUGGAUUCAUGUUUGCUCCAAUUAUCUUCGUCUGGUUUCUUGCGAUUGGUGCGCUUGGAGUUUACAACAUCGUUGUUCAUGAUCCAUCUAUAUUCAAGGCCCUCAACCCGCACUACAUCAUUCGCUAUUUCGGAAGGCAGAAGACCAGAGGCUGGGAGUCACUUGGAGGAGUUUUUCUGGCUAUAACAGGUGCCGAAGCUUUGUUUGCUGACCUUGGCCACUUCUCAGCUUCCUCGAUCCAACUGGCUUUUACUGGAAUGGUGUUCCCUUGUCUAUUAGCAGCAUACAUGGGACAAGCUGCAUAUCUCAUGAAGCUACCCGACGACGUGAACGACGCUUUCUACAAGUCUAUACCGAAAACACCAGCAGUUUACUGGCCUGUGUUUGUAAUCGCAACGGCGUCUGCAGUCAUUGCGAGCCAAGCAACGAUCUCUGCAACUUUUUCCAUCAUAAAGCAAGCCGUGGCUUUGGGUUGCUUCCCGCGGGUCAAGAUUGUUCACACUUCGUACAAGUACCUCGGCCAGGUCUAUAUUCCCGAAGUCAACUGGUUGCUUAUGGUUGCGUGCCUGGUGAUAACCGCUGGGUUUAGAGAAACAAUGCAGAUAGCAAAUGCUUAUGGGAUUGCUGUUGUGGGAGUGAUGCUUGUCACCACUCUACUAAUGGCUCUCGUCAUGCUCAUCAUCUGGCAAAGAAACCUGUUGCUGGUUCUGGCAUUUCUCGUGGUGUUUGGCUCCCUCGAGUCCACUUACAUCUCAGCUGUUCUCGUCAAGGUGGAGAAGGGAGGCUGGGUACCUCUGGCAAUUGGAGCCUUUCUGCUCAUUGUCAUGUACACAUGGCACUAUGGAACCACUGAACGGCACAGCUUCGAACUCCAGAACAAAGUUUCUCUCGGUUGGAUCCUUCGGCUUGGCCCGGGGCUCGGCAUGGUCCGACUUCCAGGAAUCGGUCUCUUUUACACGGAGCUCGCUCACGGGGUACCUUCCAUUUUCUCUCAUUUUCUCACGCACUUCCCAGCGAUCCACUCAAUUCUCAUGUUCGUCUGCGUCAAGUAUCUCCCAGUCAGCACGGUCCCGAAAGCCGAGCGGUUCCACAUUCGGAGAAUAGGCCCCAGGGAGUUUCGGAUGUACCGCUGCGCAGUGCGAUAUGGCUACAAGGACCUCCACAAAAAGGACGACGAGUUCGACGAGCUCCUCUUCCAGGCGCUCCGCUCCUUUGUCCGCUACGAGUCCAUGGUGGGAAGUGUGGAAAACUCCGACGACAGCAUCGAGAGCUCCCGGGUGGUAUCAGCGGAGCCGACGAGAUCAAACAUCGACUCGGUUAUGAUCAGCACAGCAGGCUCGCUGGACGAGAUCCAUCGCCGAUCAUCGGUUUGCUCCUCCAGGGGUGACGAGGAAGACGAGGGCGAUUUUCUAGGCAGGGCCAGGCAAGAUGGGAUCGUGCAUAUCAUGGGAAACACCGUGAUGAAGGCCCGCGAAGCGUCGAGCUUUUGGAAGAGAGUUGCCAUAAACUUUGGCUACAGCUUCCUCCGGAGGAUUUGUAGAGGCAGCAGCGUCGUUUAUCACAUCCCUCACGAGAGCUUGCUUCACGUUGGAGUGGUAUAUGAUGUUUAGCUCAAUCUUAGCAACAAUCCUUGGAGGCAACUGUAAAUUUUAUCCAAACAGCUCGGAUGGAUCUCAAAAGAGCCUCCUCGUUCACGAAUGUUCUUCACGAAGAUUUGCUUGCACGUUUUAAUUCUAGAUUUUAGAUUCAUUCAA
Messenger RNA from Selaginella moellendorffii, 2534 nucleotides. RefSeq names its product potassium transporter 10. The record is from RefSeq and is a predicted model, not a curated record. NCBI's taxonomy places the organism in Eukaryota, Viridiplantae, Streptophyta, Lycopodiopsida, Selaginellales, Selaginellaceae. Gene Ontology annotation, biological process: potassium ion transmembrane transport. Gene Ontology annotation, cellular component: membrane. Bases 72 to 2390 code for a protein of 772 amino acids. The transcript is spliced from 8 exons. Gene Ontology annotation, molecular function: potassium ion transmembrane transporter activity.